AUGCUGGCGGUCCAGAAGGAGUACGAGAAGGAGGUGCAGAAGAUAAAGCGCCAGUACCAGGCGCAGCAGGCUCCCUUCAUCGAAGCACGAGACAAGGUGCUUUCCGAAAAGGCGGGCAGCGAGGAUGCAGCCACAGGAACGCCGGCAUUGAAAGGCUUCUGGGUGCAGGCUCUCCUGAACCAUCCGGCGUUCGAAGACGAGGUCGAGUCGUACGACAUCCCCGUGCUGGAGUUUCUUAGGACCAUUGAGGCAGAGGACUUGGACAAGGAGGAUGCAGAGAAGGGGUUCAGGCUAAUUUUCCAUUUUGCUGAGAACCCGUAUUUCACCGAGGGUUCCUUGACCCAAGAGUACCACAUGCAGGAACCGAACCGCUACAAUGGGGAGGUGAAGGUCAAGGAGCUGAAAGGAUGCAGCCCCAGUUGGAAGGCAGGUCAGGAUGUCACAAUGGGGAAGCCUGCCAAACAAGCAGGAGGAAAGAAGAAGAAAUCACACAAGGAGAAAAUGCUGGAGCCUCGCAAGUCCUUCUUCCGAGACUUCUUCCGAAGUCUGAAGGAAGGGGAUGAGCUGCCGGAAGACGUGGACACUCAGCAACUAUGCAUGCAAAUCGGCGACGAUGAGAUGGAAGAGGAAGAGAUGGUUGAUGCCUUGCUCGAAAAUGCAUAUGAUUGUGGCAUGGCAUUGCGUACUCAGAUCAUUCCCUUUGCAGUUCGAUGGUAUACUGGCGAAGCUGCUCCAGAUGAGGAGUAUGAUGAUGAGGAAGAGGAGGAGGAGGAAGAAGACGAGGAUGUGGAGCUGGAGGAAGAGGAGGGAGGCCGAAAAGGUGGCAAGAAGAAGGCAGAGCAGCAAGAGUGCAAGCAGCAGUGA
Molecule: messenger RNA, 864 nt
Organism: Symbiodinium pilosum
Lineage: Eukaryota; Dinophyceae; Suessiales; Symbiodiniaceae
Source: the annotation of a GenBank genome assembly